Penicillium atrosanguineum is the source of this 807-nucleotide messenger RNA. RefSeq names its product NCS1 allantoate transporter. The record is from RefSeq and is a predicted model, not a curated record. The transcript has a single exon. The coding region runs from base 1 to 807 and encodes 268 amino acids. NCBI's taxonomy places the organism in Eukaryota, Fungi, Ascomycota, Eurotiomycetes, Eurotiales, Aspergillaceae.
AUGGCCCCGUCUCUCCCAUCGCGUUAUGAAGUGCGCGUUCUUGGACCAGAACAUGAGGAAUGGGCCCGGGCAAUUUGCGUUCACACCAAUAUAUUCUACUCCGCGCUCUGGCCGGUUGCUUAUCCAGAGAAUAAAACGCAGCGGGCCUAUCAUUUUUUUCGAGCUGCGCACUAUAUAAUCAAGCACCAGAUCGAUUCGGGAAAGUCUCUCGGUAUCUUCGAUAAAGAGUACCAAUUCAAGCGACCGGAGUCUGCAAGCACCGAGGGCAAGCUAUGCUGGAACCUGGAGGAUGAGAGUGCCACCGAAAGCGAGCUGGCAGAGCAAAUGGACUUCCCACUAGUCUCCAUUGCCAUGGCCUACGAUGGUAUCGACGAGCUUGACAUGGCUCAAAUAAAACCCCUAGUAGUAGCGCUGCCCUUAUUUGAAAAAGUCUACGGCGUCCUCAAAGAGCUAGACCAGCGCGAUCCUGCUUCAUGGAAGCCCACGGGCCGCGGACAAGUACUGAUGCGCAACGCUACUAGCACCGUCCAAUCUUAUUCCGGCCAUGGACUUAUGAGACUGCUAGCCGAAGAGAUGAUGAGACGAUCGGCCGCGGAAGGCUUCGUCGGUAUCCAGAUCGAAACUGUUUCUGAGGCUGUGAAAAAGGUGUGGUCGAAUCCGCCAGCACCGUUCAAGGGGACGGUCGUCGGGCAGUUUCACACAAUGACAUUCGAGGAGAAGAACGAUUCCGGGGAGAUUGUGUAUCCUUUCCGACCGGCGAAUGUCAACAUUGCCAAAAUCUAUGUCGAUCUCCGGGCUUCAGAUUAA